GUUGGUUGGGCUUGUGUUUACAGCUCGGCUGGAUGCUGUUGGCUGCUGAUGUUAUUGGGAAAGUGCAAUGUUGUGCCAACGGCCAUUGGAAUAAAUAUAGCUGUGGGAAUAAAGGUGAUUUUGCUCAUCAUCUCCCACCACUUCCUCCUCCCGUCUUCCAUUCAUGAGCAGCGUGGCUGAGUUUAACAGCGGCAGCCAUGGAUGACAAGGGCUCGGUGGGGAAGAUUAGCGUGUCUUCGGACUCAGUGUCCACUCUCAACAGUGAGGACUUUGUCCUCGUGUCCCGGCUGGGGGACGAGACACCGUCCUCCACUAAUAAUGGUAGUGAUGACGAAAAGACAGGACUGAAGGUGAUUUCUGAGGAAGGGGUCAGCUUUAAGAUUGUGGGGAAUGGAAGUGAGCAGCAGCUCCAGAGGGAGUUAGAGGAUGUCCUUAUGGACCCAUCGGUAGCUGACACUGGGCUCGCAUCAGAAACAGGAAUGGACGGACUCGGUGGGGGCGACCAUAGCCUUCUUCCCACUACAGCCUCACCUGUUGCGCCAGGCUCUGACCCCCUGAGCGCACCGCCGCCCAAGUUGGAGAUGGUGCUUCCUGUUCAGACGGCUCAGGAGAGCGAGCUGAAUGAGAGGUCGUACCGAGCAGAUGAAUCAUCAUCAGAUGGCAGUCCCGGAAGUCCCAUCCCAGAUGAGGAUAGCGUUGUGUUCAGCCAGCUGACAUAUUUGGGCUGUGCUUCGGUCAACGCCCCCCGUAGUGAGGUGGAGGCCCUCCGUAUGAUGAGUAUCCUCAGAGGGCAGUGCCAAGUCCCCCUGGAUGUCACACUGUCUGUGCCAGGCGUGUCCGAAGGCACCGUCAGGUUGCUGGACCCCAAUGCCAGUACGGAAAUCGCCAACUACCCCAUCUAUAAGAUUCUGUUCUGUGUGCGAGGCCAUGACGGCACACCAGAGAGCGACUGCUUCGCCUUCACUGAGAGUCACUACAACGCUGAGAUCUUCAGGAUCCAUGUGUUCCGCUGCCAAAUCCAAGAAGCGGUGAGUAGGAUACUGUACAGCUUUGCCACAGCGUUUCGGCGGUCAGCUAAGAAGGCAGUUCUGUCAUCUCAGCAGGCUGCUCCACUCACCCCUGACAGUGACUUGUUUACCUUCACUGUCAGCCUCGAAAUCAAGGAGGAUGAUGGCAAGGGUACUUUCAGCGCUGUAGCAAAAGACAAGGACAAGCAGAGCUUCAAGCUGCGUGCAGGAAUGGACAAGAAAAUUGUCAUUUAUGUCCAGCAGACCUCCAACAAGGAACUGGCCAUUGAGAGGUGUUUCGGUCUCCUGCUCAGCCCAGGGAAAAAUGUGAAGAACAGCGACAUGCACCUGCUAGACCUGGAGUCAAUGGGAAAGAGCUCAGACGGGAAGUCUUACAUCAUCACAGGAAGUUGGAACCCCAACACGCCUCAGUUCCAGGCUGUGAAUGAGGAAACGCCCAAAGAUAAAUUCAUGUACAUGACAACAGCGGUGGACCUGGUGAUUACAGAGGUGGAGGAACCAGUCCGUUUUCUGCUGGAGACGAGGGUCAGAGUGUGCUCCCCAAAUGACAGGCUGUUCUGGCCCUUCAGCAAGCGUAACUACACUGAGACCUUCUACCUUAAACUACGCCAGAUGGAGCGUAAGGAGCGAAAGAGUCCUGCCUCUGACACACUUUAUGAGGUGGUGAGUUUGGAAAGUGAGACUGAGAGAGAGAAACGAAAGACCACAGCCAGUCCUGGCAUCCUGCCCACCGGGCCUGGUACCAUGGCUCCUUCACCACCUGAGGACGAUGAAGAGGAAGAUAACGAUGAGCCAUUACUCAGCGGUUCAGGGGACGUUUCCAAGGAGUGUGCAGAGAAGAUCCUGGAGACAUGGGGAGACUUGUUAUCCAAGUGGCAUAUGAAUUUAUCAGUGCGUCCCAGGCAGCUGCCAGCUUUGGUGCGGAGCGGCAUUCCUGAGGCUCUCCGUGGGGAGGUGUGGCAGCUCCUCGCAGGCUGUCAUAACAAUGACCACCAGGUAGAAGAGUACCGGACUCUUAUUACAAAGGAGUCCCCUCAGGACAGUGCCAUCACCAGGGACAUUAACAGGACAUUCCCAGCUCACGACUACUUCAAAGACACUGGAGGAGAUGGACAAGACUCCCUCUACAAGAUCUGCAAGGCUUACUCUGUUUACGAUGAGGAGAUUGGUUACUGCCAGGGACAAUCCUUCUUGGCUGCCGUUCUGCUGCUGCACAUGCCAGAGGAGCAAGCUUUCAGUGUGCUGGUCAAGAUCAUGUUUGAUUAUGGGCUCAGGGACCUUUUCAAGCAGAACUUUGAAGAUCUGCAUUGCAAGUUCUUCCAGCUUGAGAGACUCAUGCAGGAAUAUAUACCAGACCUGUACACCCAUUUCUUGAAUGUGGGUCUGGAGGCUCAUAUGUACGCCUCUCAGUGGUUCCUCACCCUCUUCACAGCCAAGUUCCCUCUUUACAUGGUCUUCCAUAUCAUUGACCUGCUACUGUGUGAGGGCAUCAGUGUGAUCUUCAAUGUGGCCUUGGCACUUCUGAAGACAUCAAAAGACGACCUGAUCCAAACAGACUUCGAGGGUGCUCUCAAAUUCUUUCGUGUCCCGGUUCCAAAGAGGUACCGUUCUGAGGAAAAUGCAAAGAAACUGAUGGAGCUGGCCUGUAGCAUGAAGAUCAGCCAGAAAAAACUGAAGAAAUUUGAGAAGGAGUACCACACCAUAAGGGAGCAGCAGGAGCAGCAGGAGGCCCCCAUCGAGAGAUAUGAGCGGGAGAACCGUCGUUUGCAAGAGGCGAACAUGCGUCUGGAGCAGGAGAAUGACGACCUGGCACAUGAACUAGUCAGCAGCAAGAUCGCCCUGCGCAAAGACCUCGAUAACGCUGAGGAGAAGGCAGACGCCCUGAAUAAAGAGUUGCUGCUGACCAAACAGAAACUGGUGGACUCUGAGGACGAGAAGAGGCGACUGGAGGAAGAGUCUACACAGCUGAAGGAGAUGUGCAGACGAGAGCUUGAUAAAUCUGAAUCAGAGAUUAAGAAGAAUGGCUCCAUCAUUGGAGAAUACAAGCAGAUCUGCUCCCAGCUGAGCGAACGACUGGAGAAACAACAGACGGCCAACAGAGGAGAGCUGGAGAAAAUCCGGUCCAAAGUGGAAGGCUGUGAGAAGUGCAGCGCUCUUUUCAACAAAGAGGGUCGCGUGCGGGCCGCCGUUACCACGGCGCCUGCUGGGGGGACCGAGGAGACGGACGAGGAGAAGGAGGGUUUGAAGAACCAGCUGAGAGAGAUGGAGCUGGAGCUAGCCCAGACCAAACUGCAGCUGGUGGAGGCCGAGUGCAAAAUCCAGGACCUGGAGCACCACCUGGGUCUGGCCCUCAACGAGGUGCAGGCUGCCAAGAAGACCUGGUUCAACCGGACGCUCAGCUCCAUCAAGACCGUCACUGGGACCCAGGGCAAGGAGACCACCUAACCCGAUAACCCCGUCAUCCAGAUGACCCCAGACCAAGUCUGGAGCUCGGUGCAGCCUGCUGAGACCUCUGGACACCUAACUUAACCCGCUGGGCCAUAACUUUAACUUGAACAUUGACCGUUAAAUCCCAGGAUCAUUACUACAGACUGUGUUUCUUGUUUCUCUGAUCAAAAAUGUCCUCGUGUUUCCCUGUUCCCACCCCUCCUGAGCUAACCACCCCCAUCCAUUUCUUCCCCUCUCCAACCUGAAUGACUACAGCCAGCUGUGCUGAUGAGAAGGGGCUGAAAAACACAAGAUGAAGUACAGUAGCACCACCAGAAAGAGAAACUGUGCUUCCACCAGUCACAGAAAGAAAAACGUUAAACAAAAAAAGAAAAGAAACGCUUCAUUUAUUUCUGUCUUUGUACUGCUGAUAUUAAAGACCCGCAGAAGGAAGGUAGGACAUCUGAACUCUAACUGUCCUGAUGGGAUAGACAAGAAAACAGUCCGUCCUUCCUUACUGUUCUGCGUGCUCCCCUCUAAACUACUGGCACAAACCAACCAGUCCCUGUAAAAUGUUUGUUUUAGGUACGAGAGCUAAUAGACGCCUUUUCAAAACUGAGCUUUUUCUAAUUUACGUUGAACAAUACCCUUCUUUUCUAUGUAUGUACAUGAAUGUGCUUAUGUAAAGAGGACACGUGUGUAAGUGUGCAUGUUUUUUUGUUCUGUGCUGAAUGUGAGAUGAGUGUGUGUGUGUGCGACUGAUAAAAAACAUGUCUGAAUGCAUAAAUAUAUGAAUUAACGUUAUAAUGUGUGUAUAAAAGAAAGAAGGAGAGAGAGUGUGGAAGUCCAAGGGAAAGAAAAAGCACUAAGGUUAUGAGUGUGUGCAUGUACGGGAAGUUUUUCCUGAUUGUCUAGUUUUCCUUUAAUGUUCAAAUGUGUAUAUGAAUGAUGCUAAAGAAAAGUUUGCUGACAAAGCCUUGGUCUGAAGGUCGAUACAGAUACCAGUGGAUAUGAAUAAAAUUUAGGGUCAGAGCAGGAGCGUAAAAGCUGUUGUUAAUACCAACAGCAGCUUAACUGCUCCAGGUUUGCUUGAUUUGGAUGCCUCAGCACAAAGAAACUAAAAAAAAAAGCUCCAAACCAUGCAAACCUCCACAUGUGUUACACAGUGUGUGUAUGUUUGUUAGGACACUGUUUAACCCCCGGCGGCGUGAUGCUCGUUACUGACACAAACAUCACCUAAUAGAAGCGUAAGGUCCAAAUGGAAAACACACACAUACAGAAAGUGAUUCCUGCUGCCUCGCUCUCCCCGGCUGCCUGCUCUGACCUCUGACCUUUGACCUUGACUGACCGGGGUCAUGUUUGAUACCUUUCUGAAGUGGUGUAAAAAGAUUGUAUCCUGUGAGUCAAAGGGAGAAUCUGGUGAUGUAAGGACGUUUUUAUUGGCUCAGAGUUCAGAGUUCCAGCAGGAUGUAAUUUCUGCCGCGUGGGAUCAUGGGAGUUGUUGGCUACAUUGUUAAACAAGCGUUACUGAUGAAAUGAAUAGUCAUGCGCCAUCACAAGUGACCACCUCAAGCAAUGGUAAACAAAACAAGUGGCUGGCCAGCAACUUCCUUCCUCACUCUGUGACAUAUCAGCUGGUGUUUUCUCAGAAGUGAGAGCUGACCAAAUUAAUGAACAAAUUACAGAUUUCUCUUGAACACUGUUGCAAUUAUUUGGAAUAAGUAUGAAAUCAACAAAAUAUAUUCCAUAGGUGUGAUCGCUUUUAGACAUUUUAAUACGGAAAUGCUACAUGUUAUACUUUUAAUGCCACAGUGUACAGAAGCAUCAUUAGUCUGCUGCUGCAUCUCCUCAUGGCUGUGUGACAAAACACUCAUCUCAAGAUCCAGCACUGUGACAGAAGCUUGUGUUUAUUCCGGCUGCCUGCACUCCAAACAGUAGAGCACCUUUGGGAUGAGGUGGAACAUGACAACCACAGCACAAGCAUCAGGCAGUCUCUGAAAAAAAAAAAAUCUGCAGGAAUUUAUCGAAUUUAUCGAACCGG
This is a messenger RNA of Chelmon rostratus (copperband butterflyfish), 5496 nucleotides long. RefSeq names its product rab GTPase-activating protein 1. Bases 198 to 3473 code for a protein of 1091 amino acids. Lineage: Eukaryota; Metazoa; Chordata; Actinopteri; Chaetodontiformes; Chaetodontidae. The record is from RefSeq and is a predicted model, not a curated record. The transcript is spliced from 27 exons.